AUGAGCCAUAAUGCUGGUCAUGUGUGUAAUCCAGAAACAUCUUCUAAAGCUUCUUCUUUCCUAGCAUUGAUUUCCACCUUCAGAUUUAUUGUUAGCCUUGUCAUUAGUAGAAAUAUUUUAGAUUUAACACUUCCUGUUACUCAGUUAUUACAAGCUAAAACCUGUGAUGUUAUGGAUGGAAUGCAUUUAAUUGAGUCAUUAAAAAACUUGGGAAUUUUAUUGAGGAAUGAUGUUGAUUUAUAUCAUGGUAAAUGGUAUAGUGAAGCAGUUUCUUUAGCUAAAAACGUAGAUGUCGAUGAAAAAUGCCCAGAACAGCUGGCAGACAAGUUCACAAUGAGAAUCACCCAUCUUCUAGCGCUUCAGAUUAUUACAAAAGGCUCUCACUAUUCCUUUCUAGACCACUUAAACUCUGAUCUUCAGGCAAGAUUUGAUUUUAGUCAAAUCAACGUUUAUAACGGCUUUAGCGUUGUUCCAUCAAAAAUGAUUUCGCUAAUUAACAGUCUUCCACCAAACAAAAAGAAUUGGAAAGAGAAUUUUCGUUUGUUUUCAGAUUUUUACAAAGAUGAUCUUCCUACUCCCUUAGGAUUAGAUGCUGAAUUGGAAUUAUGGGAAAAGUUUUGGAUAACAUAUGAGGGAUCAUUACCGGACAGUGCAGCUUCCACACUUAAAGCUUUAGGGUUUGAAGGUUUUGAGAAUAUUAAGGCAUGUCUAUGGUUACUAGCCACUCUUCCAGUUACUUCUUGUGAGUGCGAACGCUCUAUUUCAGCACUUCGCAUGGUUAAAACUUACAACAGAAGUACGAUGGUUGAAGAACGCUUAAAUGGACUUGCACUAAUGCGAAUACAUCAGGAAAUAGAGCCUACUGUUGAUGAGGUGAUCAAUAAAUUUGCGUAUGGAAACCGGCGAUUAGAACUGAAAUUGUAA
Molecule: messenger RNA, 924 nt
Organism: Xenia sp. Carnegie-2017
Lineage: Eukaryota; Metazoa; Cnidaria; Anthozoa; Malacalcyonacea; Xeniidae
Product: 52 kDa repressor of the inhibitor of the protein kinase-like
Exons: 1
Coding region: 1-924 (307 amino acids)
Molecular function (GO): protein dimerization activity
Source: RefSeq, a predicted model, not a curated record